UCAAACCAGUUUACGGAAGUGUAACCCACCCACUACAAAGAUGGAGGACUACAUCUCAAAUUUGAGCAGACCUCAAAUGUAUUUGUUUGGUUGUACCCUCAAAUCCGACAAACGGGAGUUCAGAGUUGACGUAGAGGACGAUGAAACGGAGCAGCAGCUGUCACUCAAAGCAGUCUGUCUGGGAGCCGAGGCUGAGGAUAAGUUCCACAUGGUGGAAGUGGAGGGUCUCACUUACGAUGGGAAAUCAACCAAAGUCCCACUGGUGGCCCUGAAACCGUCCGUCAUGCCCUCUAUGACUUUAGGAGGAUUUGAAAUCACACCUCCAGUUACCUUCCGUCUUCAGUCUGGCUCUGGACCAGUUCACAUCAGCGGGCAGCAUUUUGUUAGUGUGAAGGAUUCAGACGAUGAAGAAGAAGAGAACAACUCGUCACCGGUGAAGAGGCCUGCGAGCCUGAUGUCGGGGAAGAAGCCUCCUUUGAAAAAACUGAAGAUGGAUUCUGACGACGAUGACGACAGCGAUGACGACGACGAUGACGAUGAUGACGACAGCGAUGAAAAUGAUGUGAAGCCUCAAAAGAGUGUCGGAAAAGAGCUCAAAAAAAGUCAAGAUUUUUCAGCAAAGAAACCCAACAAGACUCCGGUGAAACAAAACGGCCCCUCAGGAAAACCAUCAGGAUCAGGGGUGAAACCACAAGUGAAGACACCUGCUCCGGGAAAAGACAAACCCCAGGCUGGCCCGUCUAAAGCUCCCACCCUGACUGAGAUUAAGAGCAAGUUGUCAACGGCCGCCAAGGAGGGGAAACCACUACCGAAGAACGAGCAGAAGUUUGAAAAUUACCUGAAGAGUGCUUUUAAAAUCUCAGACAAAAAGGUGGUCAAGGACCUUUGGAGUUUUGUAAAAACACUGAAGACUGAGAAGAAGUAGCAAGCGUUUUUCUUUGAAGCAUUUGUAUGUUUUUGCCUCCUGCAAGACAUUUAAAGGCACAGUCUGCGAGAUUUCCUCGGCCUUAUUAUGUCAUCGUAAGUGUUACAGAGUGCUGCAGAAUGGGUAAAGCCGAUAAUGAUUCAGGUGUCAUUUUCAUUUGGUUUUCUAGCACCUUUUUAGACCUGGUUCUUAAAUAACUCCCAAACUCGCUCAUUCACUUUUAGCAGACAAUCUGUCCAUCGCAAUCUGCACCACCUAUAGGCAAGGAAAGGAACUGCUCAGCUUUAACAACCUGCACAUGCAUGUUGCUUUCGUACUUAAUGAA
Eleginops maclovinus (Patagonian blennie) is the source of this 1250-nucleotide messenger RNA. It is a transcript of the gene npm1b, whose product is annotated as nucleophosmin 1b. Gene Ontology annotation, cellular component: cytoplasm; nucleolus; centrosome. The transcript has 11 exons. The record is from RefSeq and is a predicted model, not a curated record. The coding region runs from base 41 to 925 and encodes 294 amino acids. Gene Ontology annotation, molecular function: RNA binding; chromatin binding; histone binding. NCBI's taxonomy places the organism in Eukaryota, Metazoa, Chordata, Actinopteri, Perciformes, Eleginopidae. Gene Ontology annotation, biological process: ribosomal small subunit export from nucleus; chromatin remodeling; ribosomal large subunit biogenesis.